Molecule: messenger RNA, 7977 nt
Organism: Colletotrichum destructivum
Lineage: Eukaryota; Fungi; Ascomycota; Sordariomycetes; Glomerellales; Glomerellaceae
Product: Putative Acyl transferase domain superfamily, phosphopantetheine binding ACP domain, thiolase
Exons: 7
Coding region: 1-7977 (2658 amino acids)
Biological process (GO): secondary metabolite biosynthetic process; fatty acid biosynthetic process
Molecular function (GO): phosphopantetheine binding; 3-oxoacyl-[acyl-carrier-protein] synthase activity; fatty acid synthase activity
Source: RefSeq, a predicted model, not a curated record
AUGUCCUCUUCCACCAUGCCGUCCUCUUCCGCCGAGCAGGUCAUGCCCAUCGCCAUCGUCGGCAUCGCCGGCCGCUUCCCGGGCGACGCCGAGAACCCGCAGAAGCUGUGGGACAUGCUCGCCGAGGGCCGCAGCGCGCUGUCCGACGUGCCCGGCGACCGCUUCAACGUCGACGCCUUCUACCACCCGCACAACGAGCGCCAGGGCACCAUCAACGUGCGCAAGGCCCAUUUCAUGAACCGCGACAUCUCGGCCUUUGACGCCCCCUUCUUCAACAUGCCCAUCGCCGAGGCCAAGGCCAUGGACCCCCAGCAGCGCAUGGCCCUCGAGUGCACCUACGAGGCCUUGGAGAAUGCCGGAAUCGCCAUGGAAAAGGUCGACGGCUCCAACACGUCCUGCUUCGUCGGCUGCUUCACCCGCGACUACAGCGACAUGCUCGCCUGCGACCGCGAGGACCUUCCGCUGUACCACGGCACCGGCACCGGCUCGGCCAUCAUGUCGAACCGCAUCUCCUGGUUCUUCAACAUGAAGGGCCCGAGCAUCAGCCUCGACACGGCCUGCUCGUCGUCCAUGGCUGCGCUGCAUCUCGGCUGCCAGAGCCUGCGCACCGGCGAGACCACCAUGUCCGUCGUCGGCGGCACGAACCUGAUGCUUCUCCCGGACAUCAUGGGCGCCAUGACCCGACUGCACUUCCUGAGCCCGGAUGGCAAGUGUCAGUCUUUUGACCACAAGGGCAACGGAUAUGCGCGUGGCGAAGGCGCUGGCUUCUGCAUCUUGAAGCCCCUCCACCUGGCCCUCAAAGACGGCGACGUGAUCCGCGGCGUCAUCCGGAACACCGCCGUCAACCAGGACGGCCACACCCCCGGCAUCACCCUCCCGGCCGCCGACGCCCAGGAGGCCCUGAUCCGCCGCAUCUACGCCGAGGCCGGGCUGAGCCUGGCCGACACGACCUACGUCGAGGCCCACGGCACCGGCACCCCGGCCGGUGACCCCGUCGAGGCGGCCGCGCUGGCGGCGACCUUUGGAAGCGCCCGGCGCCCCGGCGACCCCGUCUACAUGGGCUCCGUCAAGUCCAACGUCGGCCACCUCGAGGGCGGCUCCGGCCUCGUGCAGGUCAUCAAGGCCGUCCUCAUGCUGGAGCAGGGCAAGAUCCCGCCGUCCCUGUACUACGAGAAGCCGAACCCGCGCAUCCCCAUGGACGACUGGAACCUCCGCGUGCCCACCGAGCUCCUCCCAUGGCCCGCCGCCGGCUUGCGCCGCAUCAGCAUCAACUCCUUCGGUUACGGGGGCACCAACGCCCACUGCAUCCUCGACGACGCCUACCACUACCUCAAGGACAACGGGCUCACCGGCAACCACAACGUCCAGGUCGCCGACGGAGCGUCCCCGACGCUUUCCGACGACUCGGGUGUGUCUCUCGUCGAAGGCGUCGACCGCCUGACGACGCUGGAAGGAGGGGGGGACCUGUCCGAGUACAGGCUGGACGCCCACGCGUCCUCGUCGCCCAAGCCCCAGCUUCUGACCUGGAGCUCGCACGACCAGGCCGGCAUCAGCCGCACGUCGACGGCCUACGCCUCCUACCUGGCCUCCAAGCUCGGCUCGGACGAGAAGGAGAAGCAGGCGCCCGAGGUGUUUGAGAGGCUCGUGAACACGCUCACGACGCGCAGAAGCCGGCUGCCGUGGAAGUCCUUCGCCAUCGCUUCGUCGUGCAAGGAGGCCGUCUCGGCCCUCGAGGAGCCCGUCGCGGAGCCCGUCCGCUCGGCCAACGGCAAAAAGGUCCGUCUCGCCUUCGUCUUCACGGGCCAGGGCGCCCAGUGGUUCGCCAUGGGCCGGGAGCUCUUCUCCACGCCCGUCUUCCGGGAGAGCAUCGAGGCUGCUGAUGCUUACAUGCGAGAUAUGGGCGCGUCGUGGUCGCUGGUGGCCGAGCUGUGGCGCGACGAAGAGACCAGCCAGGUCGGCCUGGCUCACAUCAGCCAGCCCGUCUGCACCGCUCUGCAAGUCGCCCUCGUCGAUCUCCUGCGCCACUGGAACGUGGUGCCCGGCGCCGUCAUCGGCCAUUCGAGCGGAGAGAUCGCCGCCGCCUACGCCAAGGGCGCACUUACACGCCGGGACGCCUGGGCCAUCGCGUACCACCGCGGCCGUCUGGUCCGCAGCGUCAAGCUCAACGGCGCCAUGUUGGCCACCAGCCUCGGGCCCGAGGAGGCCGAGUCGUACAUCGAGCGCCACGCCUCGGGCCGGACGGUCGUCGUCGCCUGCGUCAACAGCCCGUCCAGCACGACGCUCUCGGGCGACGCCGACGCCAUCGACGAACUCUUCUCGCGCAUCAAGGACGACGGGCACUUUGCGCGCAAGCUCAAGGUCGACGUCGCCUACCACUCGCCGCACAUGCAGGCCGUCGCCGAGGAGUACCGCCGGAGCCUCGCCCACGUCGCGCCGCUGGUGCCCGAGGACCCUCGCGCGCCCAAGAUGUUCUCGUCCCUGCGUCCGGGCAUCGUCGCCAGCGAGCAGCUCGGGCCGGACUACUGGGUCGACAACAUGGUCAGCCGGGUCGACUUCUCGGGCGGCAUGAUGGCCAUGAUGGGCGGCGGCGCCAAGGACCGACCGAGGGCGGCGCGGAGGACAGCAGGUGGCGGCAGCGCCGGUAAGAAGGCCGAGGUGGACAACAUGAUGAUCGAGAUCGGUCCCCACGGCGCCCUCCACGGUCCCUUGCACCAGAUCUUCACGCACGGCGCCGACAAGAACAACAGCUCGGCCUCUGUGACGGAUCUGAGCUACCGCUCCGUCCUCGAGAGGGGCAAGAAUGCGGCCGAGACGGCCCUGACGCUCGCCGGCAAGCUGUUCCAGCUGGGCUACCCCAUCGACAUUGAGGCCGUCAACGGGAACUCCUUGUCGUCGUCGACGUCCUCCUCCUCUUCGGGAAGCGGUGCCUUCUUGGUCGACCUGCCCCCCUUCAGCUGGAACCACGAGCUCAAGUACUGGUCCGAGUCGCACACGGCCAGAGCCCACCGGUUCCGCAAGCACCCCCGCAAGGAUCUCUUCGGCUCCGAGACGCUUGAGGCCAUCGACCGCGAGCCCCGCUACCGCAACAUCCUCAAGCUCGCCGAGGUGCCGUGGGUACAGUACCACAAGGUCCAGGGCUCCAUCCUGUACCCGGCCGCCGGCAUGAUGAUCAUGGCCAUCGAGGCCCUGUGCCAGAAGGCCGACGAGAACCAGACUGUCGACGGGUACGAGCUGCGGGACGUCAUUAUCGGCAAGGCCCUCGUGGUGCCGCAGGACGAGGACGGCGUUGAGACCAUGCUGACGGUGAAGCCGUCCCGCCUCGGCUCCCGCACCAACAACGCCUCCUCCGUCUGGCAGGAGUUCCAACUCUACUCCCGCAAGGAGUCGUGGGAGCUCAACUGCUCCGGUCUGAUCCGCAUCCGCUACGAGGCGCCCGCCCACUCGUCCUUCGCCGAUGAGGACCGUAUCCUCGCUGACCAGUACGCCGAGCAGGGCCGGAGCAUCGCCGAGGCCUGCUCGCGGCACCAGAACCCGCGGCAGUUCUACGGCAACCUUGAGUCCAUCGGGCUGCACUACGGGCCCGUGUUCCAGGGCCUGACGAGCAUCAGGAAGGGCGACCACCAGGCGGCCUGCACGAUCGAGAUCCAGGACACCCGGGCCACGAUGCCGCACCGGUUCGAGUACCCGCACGUCAUCCACCCGGCCACCCUCGACAGCGUCAUCCAGAUGGCGCUUCCUUCCUGCUCCGCCGUCGACGAGGACCUGUCCGCGGCCAUGGUGCCCACCUCCAUCGGCCGCCUGUACGUGUCGGCCAGCUUGCCUUCGACUCCGGGCGUCCAGCUCCCGGGCUUCUCGUGCGCCAAGGAUGCGGCGACCGGCGGUCGAGAGGGCCUGGUCGUGCUGGCGGACGAGGGGUGGAGCAAGCCGCUCGUCGUCUUCGAGGGCAUCAAGAGCGCCUCCCUCGCCUCGUCGUCGUCCAUGGCGGACGGCAACGCCGCCGAUAUGCUCAAGCUCCGCAAGCUGACGUCCGUCUUCCACUGGCAGCAGGACAUCUCCAUGCUCGAGCCCGCCCAGAUCAGGGAGCUGUGCGCGGAGAGGGUCGGUGACCUCGGCCAGGUCGACCGCAGCGUUCUGCAGGAGCUCGAGAUGGCGUGCCUGAUCUACAUCAAGCGGGUCAUGAGAGAGUGCCCGGCUGAGGAGGCCGCGUCCUUCGCCUGGAACUUCAAGCUCUACUGGGAGUACAUGAAGCGGUGUUACAAGAUGGGCCGUCGCGGAGAGCUCUGCUACCAGAGUGCCGGGUCUGAGUCCGGCUCCGAGUCCGAAAGUGGGUCCGGCUCCGGCUGGCUGGACAUGACCCCGGAGGCCGAGGCCGAGCUCCUGGCCCGCGUGUCCCGUUCGUCGACCGACGGCGCCGCCCUCGUCGAGCACGGCGAGCACCUGUCGCAGAUCCUGCGCGGCGAGAUCCCCCCGCUCCAGAUCCUCAUGCGCGACAACUUCCUGCACAACUUCUACAAGGACGGCCUCGGCACGCAGCAGCACUACGCGCAGAUGGCCUACUACGUCGAGCUGAUGGCGCACAAGAACCCCAACAUGCGCAUCCUCGAGAUCGGCGGCGGCACGGGCGGCGCCUCGCUCCCCGUGCUCCAGGCCCUCGGCGGCGGCGCCGACGGCAGCGCGCCGCGGUUCGAGAGCUACACCUUCACCGACAUCAGCGCCGGCUACUUUGAGAAGGCCCGCGAGAAGCUCGCGCCCUGGGUUCCGUUCAUGGAGUUCGCGCGACUCAACAUCGAGGAGGAUCCGGCGGCGCAGCAGUUCGAGGAGGGGGCGUACGACCUCAUCAUCGCCUCCAACGUCCUCCACGCCACGCGGUUCAUCGGCAAGACGCUCGAGAACACGCGCAAGCUGCUGAAGCCGACCGGCAAGCUGGUUCUGAGCGAGAUCACGAACCCGUCGCAGAAGAUGCGCUUCCACAUGAUUGUCGGGUCUCUGGAGGGCUGGUGGUACGGAGAGGAAGACGGCCGCCACUUUGGCCCAACCCUGACCGUUGACGAAUGGGACAAGGAGAUGUUGUCCUCUGGCUUCACGGGCGUCGAUAUCGACUUCAGCAACUUCCAGGACGAGCGCGAUCUCAGCCUCUCCGUCAUGGUCACCACCGCCAACCAGCCACCGGCCGUUCCCGUGCCGUGUGAGGCGCUCGUCGUGCUCCCCAACCAUGCCGACUCGGACGUCUCGGCCUUCGCGGAGAAGCUGAGCGAGCGCCUGGCCAAUAACGGCUGCAGCGUCUUGCUGCGCCGGCUGCGCGAGACGACGGAUCUCGAGCUGCAGAACCGGUCCUCCCUGCUCCUCCUCGACGCCCCCGCCGACAAGCCCUUCCUCCCCGCCGUCUCGGCCGAGGACUGGGACGCCCUCCGGCGCAUCGUGCUGUCCUCCCGCGACACCGUCUACGUGACGCGCGGCGGCACCGUCCACAGCGAGAACCCAUCAGCGAACCUCAUGUCCGGCAUGGCGCGGAGUAUCCGGUCCGAGAACCCGGGCCUGGGUCUCACGACGCUCGACGUCGACCACGACGCGCCGAUGAACGCGGACGGCAUGGUCGAGGCCGUCUACAAGACCUUCUGCAAGGCCUGCGACUCCAAGGACGCCGAGCGGCCCGACUGGGAGGUGGCCGUGCGGGACGGCAUGCCCAUGGUGCAGCGCAUCGUGCUGGACAAGGGCAUGAACGACCUCAUCACCGACCUCAACGCGCCGCCGGCGCCGCGCGAGAUGCCCUUCCGCCAGGAGGGCCGUCCCUUGACCAUGGCCGUCGGCACCCCCGGCCGCCUGGACACCCUCCACUUCCGCGAUGACCCGCGCGCCGCCGCCGCCGCCGCCGAGCCGCUGGCCGACAACGGGGUCGAGAUCAGGGUCAGGGCCGUCGGUCUCAACUUCAAGGACGUCAUGGUCGCCAUGGGACAGCUCGAGCAGCCCGCGCUCGGGGUCGACUGCAGCGGCAUCGUCGACCGCGUCGGCAAGGGCGUCUCGAGGGUCAGGCCGGGCGACGCCGUCAUGACGUGGAAGCUCGGCACGAUGGGCAACCUGGUCCAGGCCGAGGAGGCCAUGGUGCAGCUCGUGCCGGACGGCAUGGACCUCGUCACCGCCGCCUCGCUGCCCGUCAUCUACAGCACGGCGCACCACGCCAUCUCCAACGUCGCCCGGCUGCGCGAGGGCGAGUCCUUGCUGAUCCACGGCGCCGCCGGUGGCGUGGGCCAGGCGUCCAUCAUCCUGGCGCAGCACAUCGGCGCAAAGGUCUUCGCGACGGUGUCGUCCGAGGAGAAGAAGCAGCUCCUGAUGACGACGUACGGCAUCCCCGCCGAGCAAAUCUUCAACAGCCGCGACACCCAGUUCGUGCAGGGCAUCAUGCGGCUCACAGGGUCCAGGGGCGUCGACGUCGUGCUCAACUCGCUCGCCGGCGAGGCCCUGCGGCUCUCGUGGCGCUGCAUCGCCCGCUUCGGCCGCUUCGUCGAGCUGGGCCAGAAGGACAUUGUCGGCAACACGGGGCUCGACAUGGAGCCCUUCCUGCGCAACGUCUCCUUCCACUCGGUCAACAUGCUCGAUCUGCUCGACCACGACGUCGCCGCCGCGUCGCGAGUCUUCGCCGAGGUCAUGGACCUGCUCCGCUCCGGCGUCGCCCGGCCCGUGGCGCCCGUCGAGUCGUUCCCGCUGUCGCGGGCCGAGGAGGCCUUCCGCCGCAUGCAGAUGGGCAAGCACGUCGGCAAGAUCGUGCUCGAGGCGCGCGACGACGACGUGGUGCUCGCGACGCCGCCGCGCGUGGCGCCGAUGGCGUUCCGGGCUGACGCGACCUACGUCAUCGCCGGCGGCAGCGGCGGCCUCGGCCGGUGCAUCGCCGAGUGGAUGGCCCGGUCCGGGGCCCGGAACAUCUUGAUGCUCUCGCGCUCCGGCGACCGGAAGCGCACCGUCCGGGAGUUGCUCGGCCGCCUCGAGAAGCAAGGCGUCCGGGCCGCUGCCAUGGAGUGCGACGUCGGCGACGAGGGCCAGCUGCUGGCCUGUCUGGACCGCUGCCGAGCCGAGUCGUGGCCCCGGGUCCGCGGUGUCGUGCAAGGCGCCAUGGUACUCAACGAUGCUAUCUACCAAGGCAUGACACGCGACCAGUUCCUCGGCGCGACGCAGUGCAAGGUCCAGGGCAGCUGGCACCUCCACGAGCACCUCCCGCGCGACAUGGACUUCUUCGUGCUCCUCUCGUCGAGCGUGGGCAUCGCCGGGUCGCGGGCCCAGGGCAACUACAGCGCGGGCAACGCGUACCAGGACGCGCUCGCGCACCACCGGCGCGGGCGCGGGCUGCCGGCGUGCUCCAUCGACGUCGGCAUGGUGCUGGGGGUCGGGUUCCUCGCCGAGGAGACGACGGGCGACCGCGUGCACGAGAACACGCGCAGCUGGAGCUUCAUCGGCAUCCGCGAGCGCGAGUUCCUGGCCAUCCUGCAGGCGGCCAUGACGGGCGAGAGCGCGGCAGGGGCGGCGACGGCGCCGACGCAGAUGAUCACGGGGCUCGGCACGGGGGGCAUGAUGGCGCUCGGGUCGGAGAAGUACCCCUGGUGGUUCAACGACGCCAAGUUCGCGCACAUCGUGCAGGUCGACACGCACCACGUCGUGCAGGAGAAGAACGACGACGCCGGGCGGCUGCGCGACGAGCUGGCGGCGGCGACGGGGCUCGAGGGCGCCGCCGAGGUGGUGGCGGCGGCGCUCGUGCAGAAGCUGGCGCGCUCGAUGAUGGUCUCGGCCGAGAACAUCGAGACGUCGCGGCCCGUCAGCAGCUACGGCGUCGACAGCCUGCUGGCGGUGGAGCUGCGGUCGUGGAUCUACGAGGAGCUGCAGGCGGACGUGUCCGUGUUCGACCUGCUGAGCAACGUCGCCAUCUCGUCGCUGGCGCGGACCAUCGUCGCCGGGUCCAAGGUGGUGUCCCAGGCCGUCAAGGAGGCCUAG